This is a messenger RNA of Galleria mellonella (greater wax moth), 1139 nucleotides long. It is a transcript of the gene Polr1F, whose product is annotated as DNA-directed RNA polymerase I subunit RPA43. Lineage: Eukaryota; Metazoa; Arthropoda; Insecta; Lepidoptera; Pyralidae. The transcript is spliced from 4 exons. The record is from RefSeq and is a predicted model, not a curated record. Gene Ontology annotation, cellular component: RNA polymerase I complex. Bases 151 to 1071 code for a protein of 306 amino acids. Gene Ontology annotation, biological process: DNA-templated transcription initiation.
AUGUUGCCUUUGAAUUAAUCUCAUUGUUCAAAACAAAAUAUGAUCAAUGUAAUGUCAAUGUCAGUAGGUACUUAUAUUCAUAAUUUUGGUUAUUUUAAAAUUGAUUUGAUAUAAUUGCUAACUAAAUUAUUUAUAAAUGCGACUAUAAAAAUGUCAUCAAUUAUUAAAUUUGAGCUAAAGGAAUUGCGAAAACUUGGAAGUGACAAAAAUUCAUGCGUUAUCGAAAAAAAAGUUACUCAAAAUCAAGCUUUGGAGCCUUGGUGCCUUGGGAGUCUAAAAGAGUCUAUUAAAAAUUUACUUGAUUACAAAAUUGGAAAAUACGACAAAGAGUUUAAUGGGGUUUUAUUAAGUUAUAAAAAUUUGAAGAUUCUACGAAAUGUUGGAUCUAUAAGAAAUGAUAAUGCUGAUAUUAAUUUUCAAGUGCAAGCUGACUAUUUUAUUUUUCGCCCUCAUGUUGGAGCUACUUUAAAAGGAAUUGUUAAUAAAAAGAGUCCCACUCAUUUAGGAAUUCUUGUGCACAGAGUAUUCAAUGUAGUCAUACCCAGACCGACAGAAGAACCAGGCAAUAAGUGGAUAGGAGCAUCUGUUCAAGAAGGUCAAGAGAUCGUAUUUCGAAUAGUUGUUUUAGAUCUCUAUGGAGCUUUACCUUAUAUCAGAGGAGAAUUAGUAGAAAGGUCAAUACAAUUAGGACCUAAUGGAGAUGAUGAAGAAUAUGAACCAAAACCAGCUCAACCAAUCAAUGUGUCCCAUGUCAAUUUUGAUAAAACGAAACCAUACCACCAGAAGCAAAUUGGUGAUGGAAUAACACAAUCUUCUAAAAGUAUUCAAAAAAGUAGUAGUAAAAUUGUUAGCCUUAGUAAACAACAAAUAAAAAUUAGCUCACUUUCUUCAGAAAAUUCCACGAAACAGACAAAUAGCAAACUCUGUCCAGAAAAAUCAAAGAAAGUUAAUAGUGAUAUCAGUAUCACAGAGAAGAGCAAGACAAAAAGGCAAAGCAAAACUUUAGAGUCAGAUAUAAAACAGACUGAAUCAUACUCAAAACCAUCCAAAAAACACAAAAAAGAUAUUUAGUAAUUGCUUUAUUAUAUUUAUAUUAAAAAUAUAAUUUCAGAUCAUUUUUAAAUAUACAUUAUUAAGUA